Motacilla alba alba is the source of this 3635-nucleotide messenger RNA. RefSeq names its product LIM homeobox transcription factor 1 beta (gene LMX1B). Gene Ontology annotation, cellular component: nucleus. Gene Ontology annotation, molecular function: DNA-binding transcription factor activity, RNA polymerase II-specific; RNA polymerase II transcription regulatory region sequence-specific DNA binding. NCBI's taxonomy places the organism in Eukaryota, Metazoa, Chordata, Aves, Passeriformes, Motacillidae. The transcript has 8 exons. The record is from RefSeq and is a predicted model, not a curated record. Gene Ontology annotation, biological process: neuron differentiation; regulation of transcription by RNA polymerase II. The coding region runs from base 397 to 1599 and encodes 400 amino acids.
GGCUCCUCGGGCCGCCGCACGGCUCAGGGGCUGGGAGCGCCGGGAGCCCCGCGCCCCGCCCGGCCUGCGCUCCGCCCGGCACGGCCCGCCCCGGGAGGGCCCUCCGCGCCAAGCAGGGCGUGGGUCCGGCGCUGCCGGCGAGCAGGUGACACCGCGGCUGCCCGGCGCCGUGUGCGCGGCAUGUGCGCGCCCGUGUAGCGGGGCGGCCCCAUGGGCGGCGGCGCCGGCUCCUGCCUCUGCCCCCCGUCUCUGGAAGCCCGGGCAGGAAACGCUCCUCAUGUCUUCCAGAUAAAAAUAAAAGCGACUCCUUCCUCCCGGCCGCAGAGUGUCCCCGCGCCCGGCCCGACGCGGGGCUGAGCCGGCCCCGCCGCCCGGCAGCGCCUCUCGCCGCCGCUCAUGGACAUCGCGACGGGUCCCGAGUCCUUGGAGAGGUGCUUCCCGCGGGGCCCACCGGACUGCGCCAAGAUGCUGGACGGCAUUAAAAUGGAAGACCACCCCCUGCGCUCGGGGCCGGCCACGCUGGGAGUGCUGCUGGGGUCGGAGUGCCAGCACCAGGCCGUCUGCGAGGGCUGCCAGCGGCCCAUCUCGGACCGGUUCCUGAUGCGGGUGAACGAGUCCUCCUGGCAUGAGGAGUGCCUACAGUGCGCCGCGUGCCAGCAGGCGCUCACCACCAGCUGCUACUUCCGGGACCGCAAGCUCUACUGCAAGCAGGACUACCAACAGCUGUUCGCUGCCAAGUGCAGCGGCUGCAUGGAGAAGAUCGCCCCGACGGAGUUCGUGAUGCGCGCGCUGGAGUGCGUGUACCACCUGAGCUGCUUCUGCUGCUGCGUGUGCGAGCGCCAGCUGAGGAAGGGGGACGAGUUUGUGCUCAAGGAAGGGCAGCUGCUCUGCAAAAGUGACUAUGAGAAAGAGAAAGACUUGUUGAGCUCGGUCAGCCCAGACGACUCAGACUCAGUCAAAAGUGAUGAUGAAGAUGGAGAUGUUAAGCCGACCAAAGGCCAAGUAACCCAAGGAAAAGGAAGCGAUGACGGGAAGGACCCCAGAAGACCUAAACGACCAAGGACAAUACUUACUACACAGCAGAGACGAGCAUUCAAGGCAUCCUUUGAAGUAUCUUCUAAGCCCUGCAGAAAGGUCAGAGAAACAUUGGCAGCUGAAACAGGGCUCAGCGUGCGAGUCGUCCAAGUCUGGUUUCAAAACCAAAGAGCAAAGAUGAAAAAGCUAGCACGAAGGCACCAACAGCAGCAGGAGCAGCAGAACUCACAGCGACUAGGGCAAGAAGUAAUGUCCAACCGAAUGGAAGGGAUGAUGACAUCUUACACACCACUUGCACCACCACAGCAGCAGAUUGUAGCAAUGGAGCAAAGCAGUUAUGGCACAGACCCAUUUCAGCAGGGUCUUACCCCUCCACAAAUGCCAGGCGACCACAUGAACCCCUAUGGAAACGACUCCAUUUUUCAUGAUAUCGACAGUGAUACCUCUUUAACUAGCUUGAGCGACUGUUUUCUUGCCUCUUCCGAAGUUAACUCCAUGCAGGCUAGAGUAGGAAACCCCAUUGACAGGCUGUACUCUAUGCAGAGCUCCUAUUUCGCCUCAUGAAAAUAAAGAAAACUAACAGCCGGCGUGCGUUUAGCCAGUGACUUUUCCAGUGCAGACUCUACAGCCAUAUGUUGCCCAGCUCUUCCUUCACAGUGACUCUGCUGCCUCUGGACUGCAAAGAGCGUUUUUUUAGGAAGACUGUCUCCGUUUGCAUAUAUGUGUAUGUAUGUACAUAUAUUUUAAUACCUACAUACAUACAUAUAUAGAGAGACAAAACACAUCCACCCGUCCCAUACCCUUGGUUCCCAGCUGGCGCCAGACCACGAGACAAGCAUGGAAGGAACAGAAGAACCUGCUCGUCCUCAGCCUUUGAUCUGGUUUGGUUUGAGCUCAUCAUCUUAAAAGAAAUGGAUUUUGUGGAAAGCUAGACCUUUUCCUCCUCUCUCUUCUCCUUUCUUUUGGAUGUCUAAACUUUUUUUUUAGCCACUGAUACUGACAUCAGUCAACCAUAUGACAAAUAAAUCAAAGAAACUGGAGAUUCCUCCUUUUCUUACUGCAUGAUUCAUACUAUGUUGUGGAUAAAUUGCCAUUUGAACUGUGAGAAGUUAAUGUAAAUGUGACGUUCAACGUUUGUUUCCUUUCUACACUUUUUCUACAUAACCUAGAUCUGCUCAUUAGUUUAUAGCCCUUAUGCGUAUGAUACUGAGGAAACUGGUUAGCAGUAUUUGUGGAGAAAGCCAGUGAUUUCAGAGUAAGAAAGGUCUAUGACCUUGGAGAGGAGAUGCAUGUUAGGGGCAGAGGCAUUUAGGUUAGUAUUGAUCUUAAAUAAUUAAAACUAAAGGUGCUUACAAGACAGAUCUAUUUAAUUUUUUUCUGAAGUGUGAGAUUAAAAUAUUUACAUUUGUUUGUAAGUAUUGCAGUGCCAAAUUUCAAGUCUAGACCAUGAUUGGCAUAGAAGUGUUUUUCAUUCUGUUCUGUUUAUUUGUUUUGCAUGAGGCAUAAGUAUGCUGUUGUCCAUCUGGAAUAAUUAAGCACUCCUUUAGUUACCUUGCCUCAGCAAGAAUCAAGGAUACACAGUUCUAGCCUGAAACACCAGAAGUCCUGAAUUGUGCACCAGCCAGGAACAGGAAACUAUGAAAGAAAUUACAAUGGGAAGUUCAGGUAUGUUGAGCUGAAAUUUUACCAGGGCCUGGAAAUGCCCCCCUGCCAGGACUCCUGGCUGUGGUGCCAGCUGACUGAUGAAGGGGUGGCCCAGCUGACGUCUGUCUCUGAUGCUGAAGUUUGAGCAUAUGUCAUAUAGAUUUUUGUAGGGCAUAAAAUAUCAUAAAUAAUAAUAGUAUAGCUAUAAAUAUUGCCUGGUGAUAAUUAUAAUGUGGAGAAGCAGACAAGUACAGUCAUGGCUCUCAGUAGAGAAAACUUCAUGGGGAAUAUUUGCCAGGGUAAUAUCAGUAAUUAUAGGGUGUGUUCAAAAUAGAGCUCAUGGGGAAAGAUUGGCAGGAUAGGCACUUUCUUAAAUAAAUACCUUUAAUAUAUUGACCAUAAUAGCUGAAAAACAAGUCCAAAGCUUUCGUUAAUCUAACUCCUCCGGGCUGAGGACUGGUACCAGGCCAGCAUGGCAGUGUCCCUGUGGGGCUUGGCAUCUUCUGCAGGAGCGUGGGUCUCCCAUGGAGGGGGAGGCCAGAGCAGGACCCCUGUAGCCUCAGCACCUGGGGGGGAGCAGCCCCACUGGGGGGACCACGGCCUCAGCCUCGGGGGGUCCUGCUGGGAGCCCCGCAUCAGCUGCUGGAGACAGGCCCUCCAGGGGUUCUGGGGGCACGGGUGGGAAGGGCAGGAGGAUGGGUCCGAGGGAAAAAAUACCAUUUUGCCCCAGCUUGGAGGUGUGCACUGAGCAUGUUGGACGUUUCUUGAGAAAGCCAGGCUUCACCUGCAGUGCAAGGGUGUAGGUUCUCACUCUGGAGAGGAUGAGAGCACCGUGGAUGAGGCUCUGUGUGUGUGUGUGUGUGCCUCUGUGUGUGUACAUGUGUGUCUGUGUGCGUGUGCCUGUGAGUGUGUCCGUGUGUCCGUGUGUCUGUCUGUCUGUGUGUGUGUGCCUCUAU